UUUUUCCUCCUUUCUCCUCUGUAUGUGAAGGAUUCAGUUUAAUAUUCUGAAAGUAAGAGAUUUUUUUAAAAAAGACAUUCUUCAAUUUCUUAUUUUUUUCCUUUUGAUGCUUUUGGAGAAUUGGGUUGUCUUUUAUUUUGCGGUUUCAAUCGGCUGCUGUUGCCUAGGACAUUAUGCCACGUAAGGCUUCUAAACUGCACAGAGUAGGUAGUUAUUAACGCUGAAUUGGCUUCUGGUAUAGUCCAUCUGGGCUCUGUAUGAGAGAGCUUGCUAGCGGCUACUGAUGCUAAGAUACCCGCAACCUUUGGGAUGUAUGCGUGGUGGAGAGGGGCUCAGUGAUAUGAGAUCACUUCUUUUAAGGGAAACUGUCAUUAAUGAGUCAAGAAACUGCUCAUUUAUGAUAAUUAGCACCAUGGAGCCUCAGGUGUCGAAUGGCCCUACUUCCAAUACAACCAAUGGACCCUCCAGCAACAGUAGAAACUGCCCUUCCCCCAUGCAGACAGGGGCUGCUACAGAUGACAGCAAAACCAACCUCAUAGUCAACUAUUUACCCCAGAACAUGACCCAGGAAGAGUUCAGGAGUCUCUUUGGGAGCAUUGGUGAAAUCGAAUCCUGCAAACUUGUGAGAGACAAAAUUACAGGGCAGAGUUUAGGGUAUGGAUUCGUUAACUAUAUUGAUCCAAAGGAUGCAGAGAAAGCCAUUAACACUUUAAAUGGACUCAGACUCCAGACCAAAACCAUAAAGGUGUCGUAUGCCCGUCCAAGUUCAGCAUCGAUCAGAGAUGCCAACUUGUAUGUCAGCGGCCUUCCAAAAACCAUGACCCAGAAAGAAUUAGAGCAGUUAUUCUCACAAUAUGGGCGCAUCAUCACCUCACGGAUUCUGGUUGAUCAAGUCACAGGGGUUUCUCGAGGUGUGGGAUUUAUCCGUUUUGAUAAGAGAAUAGAGGCAGAAGAAGCCAUAAAGGGACUAAAUGGCCAGAAGCCUAGUGGUGCUACAGAACCAAUUACUGUGAAGUUUGCCAAUAACCCCAGCCAGAAAACAAGCCAGGCACUCCUUUCACAGCUGUAUCAGUCUCCCAACAGACGCUACCCUGGACCACUUCACCACCAGGCUCAGAGAUUCAGGCUGGACAAUUUGCUUAAUAUGGCCUAUGGCGUAAAGAGGUUCUCUCCGAUCACAAUCGAUGGCAUGACGAGCCUUGUCGGGAUGAACAUCCCCGGUCACACUGGGACUGGCUGGUGCAUCUUCGUCUACAACUUGUCCCCCGACUCGGACGAGAGCGUCCUGUGGCAGUUGUUUGGUCCCUUUGGAGCAGUCAAUAACGUCAAGGUGAUCCGUGACUUCAACACCAACAAGUGCAAGGGAUUUGGCUUUGUCACCAUGACCAACUACGACGAAGCUGCCAUGGCGAUCGCCAGCCUUAACGGAUACCGUUUAGGAGACAGAGUAUUGCAAGUUUCCUUUAAAACCAAUAAAACCCACAAAUCCUGAAUUUCAUAUCCUUACUUACUAAAAUAUAUAUAUAUAAAUAUAUAUACGAACAAAACAAAACAAAACAAAAAAAACUCUUCAAGGCUUAUAUUCAACCAUGGACUUUAUAAGCCAGUGUUGCCUAAGUAUUAAAACAUUGGAUAUCCUGUGAGGAACAGGAAAGGAUUUUAUAAUGCUUAGAAAAAAAAAAACCUUUGAUGCAUUGAAUGUUCUUUCAUAGCUGUCGUUGUUGAAUAUAAUAUACAUAGAUAACAAUGUGCAGGGAUUUUUACCCGGCCAGCUAGUUUUACUACCUUCCUUGAAGGUGGGUCUUUUUAAGAUGACCAUUCACUCAUUUGAAAAAAAUAAUAAAACAAAAACAAUUUUUACAAACUAAUGGGAUUAAAAGCGAGAAAAAAAAAAAUUUGGUUUGGGUUCUGUUUCUUUUUUUGUUGUUGUUGGUUUUUGUUUGGUUUUUUUUGAAAACAUCAAUUGAAUCAGAUUGGUAAACCCCCACGUAAAUUAAAGAGGAACAAUAAAAAUUGCAAAAAGAACAUAAUUUUGCAACUUUUUUUAUUUUUCCUUUUUUCUUUUGUAUCAUGUGAACUAAACAGUCUUCUGUUAGGGAAUGGGGUAGAGGGGGAUACCUGAUGACAUAACAAUUUAAAUAACAUUAACAAUGUUGCCAAAGAGGUGGUCUCUUUGCUGAAAAUGGGUUUCAAGAAAAAUCUAUUUUUAUAAAAUAUAAAGAAUUUUUACAAGAGAAUCUGGAUUUGAGAAAAAAAUAUUUUGACUGGCUAAUUUAGGGGAAAUUGACAACUUUGUCAUGUUCAUACUGCACUGGUAACUUUUUAGAGAUCAAGAUGUGUGUUUUAAACUGGAUUAGUAGAUUGUUUUUUGAAGGAUGGGCUACAAACAGAUGAUCUUCGUAUCUUUUCAUAGCAUGUAAUAAAAAUAUUAAAUACAGUACGGGAGAGUGUUCUUCCCAGGCACGCAGUUACCCACAGUCAAAACCCAAAAGCAAGGAGAUGAGUUGCAAGACGGUUUUUCUUUAAGUCAUCAGUAUGGGAUAUCAGCAGAACAAAAGUUUAAAAGAAGUUAAUUUUUUUGAUCAAAAACUUCCUUGGUUUGAGCAGUAGGUGCUACGAAAUGAUUUACAUAUCUUAGUAUCAUAGUUAAAUGUAAUGUGUUUAGAAAAAAAAAAAUACAUUUGCUUUAAAUUUGUUAAGACUUUUCAAAUUCACUUUAUAGCCCAAGCUAAUAUAAUUGGGCUGUGUUGGCACAUUUGGAACACUGUUUAUGUUGCUUGAAACACUUAUUUAUUUAAUUGCCGAUGUGAUGCAUAUGGCCAAAAUCAAAUAUAGCUAGUUUGGCUAGUCUACUUAUUUGUUUACUUAAACUAUGGGAAGAAGCAUAUUAUUGUGUCAUUUUGUUGUGUGUGUAUGUGUAUAUAUAAUAUAAAUAUAUAUAUAUAUAAAGUUAUUUUUUCUUUUGGUUAAUUUAUUAUAAGUUGUAACACUUUGCUAGUUUUGUUUGUAUAUGUCUUAAAAUGUUUUCUUAUGAUACUUAAGUGACAGAGGUAUCAAGGUAACUUGUGUAGAAAUAUUGUUUGAUAUAUUGUCAUGUUUGUUGUGAAUAUUUUUUCUUACUGCACAGUAGAAAAGAAAACAACUGGGUCUUUAUUUUAAUGUAAUUCAGAUUGGGGCAAACAGAGCUAAGGGAACAAAAUGACUGAGGGGGUGCUCUCCCAUGUCCAGUGCACUGAUCAUUUUAGUAUGUUUGUGCUUUGUACGGUUAUAUAUUUAAAACAAAAAAGGGUCAUGCUCUUCCCUGAGUACUAGAAACAGUUACUCGCUAUGCAUAAUCUAGUUGAUAGUUAAAUUUGCUAUUGCUUUUCUUGUCUUGUUAUAUAAAAUCUUUUCAAUACAAGUUUAGUCUUAAUGGUAAUAAAACGUUAUGGUUAUUUAUAACUUGUGCUUAUUUUGUGCAUUUUUUCCAUGCUAUUACCCACUAACUGCAUGUAGACUAAGUAUUGUUUUUUCACACUGAAGAGGCAAACUUUUUUGUAGUAGACAAAUAACUAAAGCAAAGGCUGCAUCAUAAUUUUAUCAGUUUUUUACUUUAACAAUGUUAGAUUUUAGUUUAAAGGAACACUCAUUCAAUGUUCAGGGAAACCUUUAUACAUCAUCUGCUAUGAAUGAGCGUAGUUUGCUGGGAAAGUUUUGAUGCAUUUGCUAAGCAUUAGUGGGGAAGGCAUGUCAGAAUCUUUUCUCUACGAUGUGUUUUACUAUCUGAAUAAUAAUAAUAAUUUAAAAAAUCUUUCUUAGGACCAGGCAGUUGUAUACUUUAGUUAUAAUGAAUGACUUCAUGUUAACCUUGCUAGUUUAGAUCAUUUCUGAGGGAAAGUAUUGUAAAUGUUUUUUUCAUAACCUUGUUGUGUUUGAAUUAUUUGUACUUUAAUUGUCCAGACAAUAAAUGAAAGUGUGUAGAAUGGCUAUGGACUUUCCACCUUUUUAACUGUGUUCAGAUGUUUUAGUAAUCCCAGCUGCACCUCAAACGAGGUAGAUCUUAGAGCCUGAUUUCAGAAGCAAGGUCUUUGAGAGAAAUGUGCUAGUCAAACCAGAUGGAGCAUAUUCAUCCUUUGUUUUUCCUUCUGAAGGCUAGAGAGAAUCGGCCAUUGAUUUGAACAUGUCAAACACCAAAUGCAAAACUGUAACUGUAACUUUAUGUAUUUGAAUGUGGAAGAUACUGAAGGAUUUCUACUAUAUACAGUAUUUUUACACGAUGAAAAUAUUAACUCAGUCAAUAUCAACACUGAACAAAAGUAGUGAGCAAAUUUCAGCAUUAAUACAGUUUUUAAGUCAUCAUUUAGUUUGACUUUUCUAUGAAUAUGCUAUGAAUGUCAUGCAAUAUGAAACAGUGUACAUAUUGUCUGCUGUACCACAGUAUAUAUGAUCACAUUCCAAAUUUGAUUCUUUUCACCAUGUGUUAUAACUAGAGUUGAUACUUCUUUCAGUUGACUUGUUUGAAUCCCAUUAAUACCAAUAUUCACUUCAUGUUUCUGUUCUGUAACAUUCACUAACUGAGAAUAUGUACCUUGUAAAACUGCAGCAUUGACUUUCGUAACUGAGAUUAGGAGAACUAUAUCAGAGGGCUGGAUGGACUGUGUGGUUCUUCAGCUCCUUCACCUAUUAAUAAACUCGUGUUUUUGUGAGAUUAAGUUA
Apus apus (common swift) is the source of this 4695-nucleotide messenger RNA. It is a transcript of the gene ELAVL4, whose product is annotated as ELAV like RNA binding protein 4. Gene Ontology annotation, cellular component: ribonucleoprotein complex. The coding region runs from base 284 to 1492 and encodes 402 amino acids. The record is from RefSeq and is a predicted model, not a curated record. Lineage: Eukaryota; Metazoa; Chordata; Aves; Apodiformes; Apodidae. The transcript has 7 exons. Gene Ontology annotation, molecular function: RNA binding.